CAAAAACUUUGUCAUCACUAUCACAUCUUUGGAAGCGGCGAAAUUUGCACUACUAAAAAGAAUUACAUUGAUUUACAGAAUUUCCAACCGAAAAUGGCUGCCAAAAGCGCCGAGAAGGAAAAGGGCGAGGGCCAGGAGCCCGCCGCCAAAUUGGAGACCGAAAAUCCUCAGGAUUCUACAGAGCAAGCGGGACAGAAGCCCCAUGAGACCGCUGGGGAGGAGACCACGACACCAACAAAACGCGAUGGAGGACGAAAACGUAAGCGGCAUUUGUUAAACUCCAUCCGCAGCCAGAUGGAGUUCUAUUUCGGUGACGCUAACCUAAGUAAGGAUCGUUUCCUACGACGCUAUGUUGAUCAGGAUCCCUAUGUGCCGCUGGAGAUAUUUCUCACCUUUAACAAAAUCAAGACACUCACCCUGGAUGUGCAGCAGAUAGCCAAGUCGCUGAGCAAUUCACAGCUCCUGGAACUGGACGAAUCGGGUCUGAAGGUAAAAAGAACAACAAAACUACCGAAGCAGCGCGAUGUCAACGAUAAGACGCUGUAUGUAGAGGCCCUGCCGGCAAAUGCCAGCCACGAUUGGUUGAAGGAGGUGUUCAGUCGAUACGGCCCGGUCGCCUAUGUCUCCCUGCCCCAUUAUCCUGGCACCAAAAAGAUCAAGGAGUUUGCCUUCAUUGAAUUCGAGAAAGCCGGUUCCGUGGAGAAGGCGGUUAAGGCCUUUGAUCAGAUUAAUGGUGUGCUCUCCUCGGAAACGGAUCCAAGUGAGCUGGCCAGCGUGCGCUCCUUUCAACAGCAGCAGCAACCACAGCAGGAGAACCAGGAAGAGCUCAAUGAGCCAGAAGAUCCGCCCAAAAGAAGCCUAAAAAGGGAAAUUCUAGACAAAGGAGAAGGAAUCGAAGCGAAGCGACCCAAGCUGGAGGACGAGCAGCCCAGUGGAGUCUCGACUGCAGAGGAAUCAGCCAGCGAAACGGAUGCGGAGGCCACAGCAGAAGCUUCCGAGCAGGAUGGUAAGGCAGAGGCGAAUGAUUCUAAAAAGCGACGUCGCAAGCGCAAGAAAAAGGUAAUUGUGGAUAAGCCGAACAUCGAACCCAGUGCCUUAGAGAUCAAGGUUCUGCCCAAGACCAGCUGGAGCAGUUUGCGCAACAAAUACUUGAAUCUGCAGCGUCGUCUUGUCAGCGAAGCCAAGAGCAAACAGUGGCGUGAGAAUCAUCCGCAAAAUCAGCAUCAGCACCAUCAUCACACGCACAGUCACCCGAAUCCACCGCAGCCAAAGCCAGAAGCCGUUAAGGAGGAGGAAACCAAUGCGGAGGUAUUAAGUGACGGUGCUGGUGAACCUGGAGCUAGCGGCGGGACCGCCGCCGAUGGAGUGCCAGUGCCUGUCAAGCGUCGCAAGGCUGUGCACAAGAUGAACAUGAAUUUCUAUGGCGCUGGCGGCGUAGAUUCCACUAAAUCCGAGGAGCCUUCCCAGGAACGUACGCCCCUCUUCAAAUAUGAGCCCGGACUAAUUGUCGAAUGCACUCUCCUCGAGCCCUGUACCAAUGUCAAGGAGUUUAAGGCCGAUAUGCGUCAGUAUCCGGAUAUCAAGUAUGUGGACAUCAAGGAAGGGGAUCAGGUGGCCCAGCUGCGCUUGGCCACACCCGUGGCCGCCGAGGAGUUGGUACGACAGGUGAGCUGUGCAGAGCGUCAACUAAAAGUGCUUCGUGGCCAGCCCGAAGCGCUCUAUUGGCGCAAGAUCGAGCAGGAUCGCGAAGCGAAGUUGUCAAAGAAAGUGCGUGUCCAGCAGAAGCGUGGCAGGGAGAAAAUCUCCACGCUGCUGGCCAAGCACAUUAAGUUUGAUGAUGGUGACGAUGAGGUGCCAUCGAUUGAGUGAUAACAUGACCUGGAUGUUGUUAGCUGUUGGUUCUACCAACACCUAAAAAACCAAACAGUCUGAUUUGUUUUUUAAACCAUAAAAUAAAUAUGCAGAAUUAUACGAAAAACUGCUGUUACCAUACUUCUUUAUGAAGGUGGAAUUUGAUAUACCCUUGCAGGGUAUUAUAAUUUUAGUCUGAUCCACACAGGACAG
Messenger RNA from Drosophila serrata, 2064 nucleotides. It is a transcript of the gene Larp7, whose product is annotated as La related protein 7. Gene Ontology annotation, molecular function: RNA binding. NCBI's taxonomy places the organism in Eukaryota, Metazoa, Arthropoda, Insecta, Diptera, Drosophilidae. Gene Ontology annotation, biological process: RNA processing. Gene Ontology annotation, cellular component: nucleus; ribonucleoprotein complex. The record is from RefSeq and is a predicted model, not a curated record.